Messenger RNA from Macrobrachium nipponense, 1377 nucleotides. RefSeq lists its product as uncharacterized. The coding region runs from base 1 to 1377 and encodes 458 amino acids. NCBI's taxonomy places the organism in Eukaryota, Metazoa, Arthropoda, Malacostraca, Decapoda, Palaemonidae. The transcript is spliced from 4 exons. The record is from RefSeq and is a predicted model, not a curated record.
AUGGGCAACCCCUUUGAAGAAGAAAGCACAGAUUUGCUGGUCCUAGACACACAGGAGAUCCUGGGCCCAGCUGCAGUAGAGAGUCCUCUGCAAGGGAGUGAUUCAGAGCUUUUCUCCAGACUAUACAUCACAUGCCAAACCAGAGAUGGCGAUCUCGAGCAGUUCUUCAAACAUGAGAACAGUGCACACCCGCCUGCACUAUCACAAAAUGGACGGAUCCGCUUUGGUUCCAAAUCUGACUUGCUGAGGCCUUUGGAACAGCUUGUUGAACCAACGUCUCACCCACCACAAGUCUCUUCUGUGAUCCUCGAUGGGGCUGCAGUGGUUCAAAUGCUGAACCCUGGCCACAGCAAAACAUUUCUUGACUAUGCCACAGACGUAUUCGUUCCAUACAUUCUGUCACAGCUUCAAAAUCAUUCUCGUCUGGAUCUAGUGUGGGACCGCUAUGCAAACUCAGGCAGCUUGAAGGCAACUGCAAGGGCUAACAGAGGCAAGGGAAUCCGCAGACGUGUUACUGGCACUGCCCUGUUACCAGGGAACUGGCACACAUUCCUCCGUGUCGACGAGAACAAGGAAGAACUCUUCCACUUCCUGUCUAAGCAGGUCAUGGAGUCCAUCAAUGUGCCAGAGAAACAGCUGAUUGCUACUGACGGUGAACAGGUCAUUGCUGUACCACCCUUUGAAGACACAGCAGCUUUGGCCCCAUGCAAUCACGAGGAAGCGGACACGCGCAUGAUGGUUCAUGCAGCAGAUGCUGUUAAAUCUGGACACCGCAGAAUACUCAUCCGUACCGUGGACACAGAUGUGGUGGUUCUUGCUGUGUGGAUGGCCCAGGAGCUACAUGAGGCAGUCGAUGAACUAUGGCUAGCAAUUGGUACUGGCAAGAGCUUCCGCUACAUAGCAGCACACAAGCUGGCUGCUUCACUGCCAGACAAAUCCAAGGCACUGCCAGUCUUCCAUGCAAUCACAGGGUGUGAUAUAGUCUCGAGCUUUGCAGGUCGUGGCAAGAUAACUGCAUGGGCAGUAUGGGACAUUUUCCCAGAAGUGACAAAUGCAUUUCUGACCUUGGCAUCUGCACCAAAGGUGAAUCUGGCAAGGAAGAAACUCUUUGCAAAGAAAGCGCGAUCUAUUGAAGCAAUACCUCCAACACAGGCAGCCCUAGAACAGCAUGUGAAGAGGGCAAUGUACCAGGGUGGAUAUUGUUGGGGGCAGUCUCUUGUCCCACGCUGCACUCUACCAUCACCAUGUGACUGGGGGUGGGUGGAAAAUGACGGACAGUUUGAUCCUUUGUGGACAACACUACCAGAAGCUGCCAAAUCCUGCUAUGAACUGAUCUCUUGUGGUGCAAAAAGGUUGCAGUGGGAGAUGCAAGUGUAA